Molecule: messenger RNA, 4396 nt
Organism: Varanus komodoensis (Komodo dragon)
Lineage: Eukaryota; Metazoa; Chordata; Lepidosauria; Squamata; Varanidae
Product: beta-1,3-galactosyltransferase 5-like
Exons: 4
Coding region: 1316-2581 (421 amino acids)
Cellular component (GO): membrane
Molecular function (GO): N-acetyl-beta-D-glucosaminide beta-(1,3)-galactosyltransferase activity
Source: RefSeq, a predicted model, not a curated record
AAGCCCUUAUAUUGAGCCAAAUUUAAACAAUAGCUUCAUAUCCUGGGUUGUUAUCCUGGAUAUCCAAGUGGUAUCCUGGUUCAAAUGUAACAGGAAACUGUAUUUCACUCUAGACUUGCUGGUUUGUUUGUUCACCUGUAUGAAAAGAGAUGUAAACCGACAGUGUGUGGAGCCAUGAGGCUCAUUCAUAGUUCAUUUUAUUAAACUGAAGUACAACUGUACAAAUAUAGCCAGUGGGUGGAUUUUUAAAAGUGAGCAUAAUUUUAUCAUUCAGACAGAAUUCACAUUAUUAGUAAAGUUAAUUAAGAAGGAACAGGGGGGGAAAGCUCUCACUGCUUGUUUUGCUGAAUGGCUGCAGCCAUUUAAUUAACAGCCAAGUAGUAGAAACAAAUAUCCUGCCUGCUCACAGUUCACUGGUGAUAGUUUGGAAUACUAUACAUAAUAUAAAGAGAUUAUCCUAUAUAAUCCCAGUUAGAGAUGACUCAACUAUUCAAUUGAAUAUGUGUGAGUAAUUGAAUUGAUUUUAUGAUCAUGUAUCUAUAGUGGCUCCUGAAAAUGACUCCCCAGAAAAUCUAGUUGGUAACCAAAAUUUUGUUUCUUAGUUUUUAGAUUUCUCUUUGUCAGCUGGAAGCCAUUAAGAUGAUACAGCCAUCAGACCUCUUCAUUCAGAUCCAGAAACUAAAAUACCCAUGUAGGCUUAGCAAUGCUCUUCCAACAUGAUCUACUGGCCGAAGCCCUCUUCUGCUAUGAGGGAACACUGCACCAUCGCUAGCAGAGCUGAAGAAAACAAGGAAACAUACACCUAGGAUGAUUAUCAACAUGAGCCAGCUGCAUCCGUCUCCCGGGAUGCUUCUUAUCAGCCAGCCCUAGUUGUGGGGCGGUGGAGUGGUGACACCAGUUGCCCUGUUGGAUAUAACAGAAGCUGCAAGAUGUUAUUUCUUUGCUACCUUCACUGCCUCUGAAUUUAAUUGACUAGUGGCAUGCACUAGUCUUGGGCCACAUCCACUGGGAGUUUUUCUCCGUCUGCACACAAGCUGCCCUCUGUUUUGCUUUGCUGUUUUUAGCCCUGGGGUAUGCCACCGAGCUUUAUGAACUCUGCUCUGGAGAGGGCACUCUGGAGCAAUUGUAUCAACCACCCUGGUCAUAUCUACAUUGCGCAGUUCAGCCAGAGUUUUGACAGCCAUAUCAACCAGAAACCUCUAUAUGCAGCUCAGCUCAGCUGUUCAAGGUUGUCCAGGCUGGCACUUCGACUGCACUGUUACAGCAAGUGAAUCAGCUGAACUAUCCAGAAUACAGGCUUGUCUAUUUUUCCUGGAUGAGUUUCAGAUGGAAUGGCUUGAGGACACUGACAAGUGCUUCGACAGGUUCAUGCAAACACUUCCAUAUUGGAUCUUUUCUCCUCUUGGUUACAAAAACUGGCAGGGAUGGAACAGCUGGCUGGAGCAGGAAGGUGAUUGAUAUCUUUUUGCAAGAAGGAGUAGUCCUAGCCUACAUGAAAGAGACAAAGGUUAGAUUUCUAUCUGGAAUUCACUCAAAUAAUUUCUUGUUUUGGAUUUCAUCAGAUGCCACCUUCGUACUGAAGCAUUUUCUUGUCAUGAAAUUCAACCCUUCAUUCAAGAUGGCUUCCAAGAGACUCAUAAAGAUGUGUUUUUUCGCCAUGGCUUUAAUCUCUGCUUUUUUCUGUUUGGUUAUCACAUUAACAUCUUUUGAAAAAUGCAUAUUAUGUGAUGUAAAAAAUGAGGUUGUUUCCUUCAAAAGGGACAAUGGGAAUUUUUUGGAGCUGCCCAAUAUAGAUUGUGGAAGGAACCCCCCAUUCCUGGUUGUUCUUGUAACGUCAUCUUAUACACAGUCAAGAGCCCGGAUGGCUAUCCGAGAGACAUGGGGCAAAGCAAAAUUAAUAGCCAACAAACGUGUUGUGACCUAUUUUCUCCUGGGAACUACUUUGAAUCAUGGCAACCAGAUCGCUGUUACUGCUGAGAGCCUGAAAUAUGGAGAUAUUAUCCAGAAAGAUUUUACAGAUACCUAUUACAACUUAACAUUGAAGACUAUGAUGGGCAUUGAAUGGAUUCACAAAUUCUGUCCACAGUCCAGCUUUGUGAUGAAAACAGACUCAGAUGUGUUUGUUAAUACCUAUUAUCUGAUUGAACUUCUUCUAAAGAAAAACAAGACUACCAGAUUCUUCACUGGCUUUUUAAAACUGAAGGAGCGGCCAAUUCGGCAAGUGGGCAGUAAGUGGUAUGUGAGUAAGGAGGAAUAUCCAGGAAACACAUAUCCACCUUUUUGUUCAGGGACUGGUUAUGUGUUCUCAACAGAUGUUGCUACUCAGGUGUAUAAUAUUUCUGAAAGUGUGCCCUUUAUUAAAUUGGAGGAUGUUUUCAUAGGCCUGUGCCUUGCUGAGCUCAACAUCCAACUAGAUGAACUUCAUUCAGAGCAAACAUUCUUCCCACAGAGAGUCGAAUUUUCUCCUUGCCGUUUUAAGAAAAUUGCGACAAGCCAUUUUGUCAGACCUCAUGAGCUAUUCAUCUACUGGACUGCACUGGAGAGGUUCAUGGAUGAAAAAUGCCCCAGUGGCUGGUGGUAGGCUUGAAAUCUAAAAUAUUCUAAACAAUAAUAUUUAAUAGAGGUUUAAUAAUGAUGCUACUAAGGUCUUGAAUACUGAAAUUCUUUCUUCAGUAUGGAUUUCAAAAUUCAUUUAGUUAAAGGAAUGCUGGUAGCACUUUUUAUCGUCUGAUCCUCUGCAUGUUUACUUAGAAAUAAGUCCAACUGUUACUACCAAUUGAAUUAAAUGGGACUUGAAUUGUGACUUAAAUUGAUUUCAGCAGGAGUACAGUAACCAUCCCCAACCUGGGCCCAAUUCCUCAGCUAGUAGGCCCAUUAUGCAUGCCUGUUGGCGGUGAUAGGGAGCUGUGGACCAGCACACCUGGAGGUUGGAGAUGGGUGGUUUACUUUAAGUAUGAUUAAAUCUUGGCUCGAUCUAUAAUGUACUGUCAUAAAGGUAAGAUAUGCACAGGACUACUUCAUAAUGCUAGUUACCUGAUGGGUGGACAACUAGUGGCCCUCCAAAUGUUUUGGCCUACAACUCCCAUCAACGCAGGCCAGCAUGGCCUGUUGAGGAUUGAUGGCUAUUACAGAUAAAAUAUUUGAAAGGCCACAAGUUGCUUACCCCAGACUUAGAUUCCAUUCAUUUCAAAGUGCCUACUCUAAGGAGGACUAACAUUAGAGACGAGCCAGGUUUAUCUACUGUUCACUUGGGAAAAAAACAAGUUGCAUGAAAAUUGUGUCAACUGAAUCAGUGUCCUUGAUAUCAGGUGUAGGCUGACAGAUGUUCUGAAGGAGGAUGGAUGUCCAUCCAGUGUCAGCUGAACCACCCCCACCAAUCCAGGCACAUCCGCAGCUUCAUUCCACACAGGAUUCACUGUGGUUCACAACACAGGAAGCACAAACUGGAUCCCAGGGCAUGCUAAGGAAUCUAACCUGGUGGGGUUGCACCAGCAUUCUGUAAACCAGCCCUCCCAAGCUGGGGCCCUCCAACUGUGCUAGACUUCAAUUCCUGGAAUCACCCAGUACAUCUGGAAAGGCAGGCAGGUUGGGAAAGGCUUCUGCAGAUAAAUCCCAAACCUACUCUAGUUGAUCCCAUUACAGUCCACAAGAACUGAACCCUGCUUGCUAGAUACACCUUCAAUUCUUGCAGUCUGACAAGGUGGGUAAGCAGUAACAGCGUUUCAGGCGCUGCCCUCUGAAAGUAGCUCCCUGUGAGCCCAGAUAAACCACUCCUAAAAGUCAGAGGAAUGCUGAGAAUAGUCUUGGAGGCAGUAUAGCAAACUGCAAGCAGACAAAACCUGUUGAUGCCUCACUGUGGAUGAGGAAUUGGCUUUUUUAAUCCCAUCCCUAAAUUACUGUUGUAUGGGUACAAGCUUGCAAUUUCCCAGUUUGGUUCCAGAAAUUAUAGUACCUUCAGUAACUCUGGGCAUGACCCAGCCAAGUUAAUCACAGUCAAGCCCCAUGCAUUUUAACUAGAGAGAUUAACAGCAUAAUCCUACAUAUCUCUACUCAAUGUUAAGUCCCACUGAAUUCAUUAAGGUUUCCAAGGGAAACUGGUAUAGGUUUGUUCCCUAAAAUUGUAUCCUUAACUUUCUUGUUAAAAUCAAAGUGCUGUAACAUGCCUAAUAAUUUUUUCACAAAUAUUAGCUAUGAACAGGCAUUCCUGUAUUAUUUUUAAUUGAUACCUGGUUUAAUUAAUGGCUGGUGAAAUCAAUACAAAAUAUCAGAACUUUCUGUAAAUUAUCAAGGAUAACUUGAAAAAAGGAGAUGGUCAUUUUGGAUUAAAAUACGUAUUUGAUUACAUUGUAGUAGCAAUUCAGAAUGGUACAAAUAAAGAUGUUGGUUUGAAACUGUG